ACCACUUGUCAGCACAGUUCGUUAACAGUCCUAGUCGCGAUUCUAGGAGGUUAAACCCACUGAGCGUGUGUCUAGUUUUAAUAACCAUUUAAUUACCCUUUUUAUCUCCUUAAUAUUUGUUUAUUUGUCGUUGUCUACAAUAUAAAAUUAAAAAAAGGAUAUUGUGUGUGCCGUAUUAUUAAAAACAACAAUUGUGAUCGUUUAAGAACUAAAGUGUGAUCUAUUUUUUACAAAUAAUUUUUAAAAGCUUAAACAAAAUGAAACCCUUUCUAAUUGUGUGUGCCUUGUUGGUUGCAACAUGCUCGGCAUCAUAUCAUGGCGCCGUCUCGACACAAUAUGCCCAUUUAGAUCCUAAUAGCCAUAGUUAUUCGUAUGGCUAUGCUGAUCCCAAUUCACAGAAACAUGAAACUCGUUCGCAUGAUGGUGUCACACAUGGCAGCUAUUCGUACAUUGAUGGACAUGGCCAUAAACAAACUGUUUCAUAUACCGCCGAUCCUCAUCAUGGUUUCCAUGCUGUUGGUACCAAUCUGCCAAAGGGUCCUGCUCCCGCACUAGGUCAUGCUGUUGCUGCUUAUGAUGGUGGCCAUGGUUAUGCUUCGGGUCAUGCUUAUCAUGGUCCUCAAGCCCAUAUUACUUUGACCCAUGAAGGUGUGCCUCACGAUACUCCCGAAGUUGCCCAUGCCAAAGCUGCACAUGCUGCUGCUCAUGCUGCCGCCGCUGCUGCUGCCUACGAUCAUGGCGGUCAUGGUGGUCAUCAUUUGUACAAACGUUCCUUGUGGGGUCAUGGUGCCUAUGCCCAUCAAGCUGUUGCUCCUAUUGUCUUGACUCAUGGUGGUGUGCCUGUCGAUACUCCCGAAGUACAACAUGCCAAAGCUGCUCAUUAUGCCGCCCAUGCUAAGGCCUUAGGUGCCGCCGGUCACGGCCAUGGUGCCCCCUUGGAUACACCCGAAGUUGCUCAUGCUAAAGCUGCCCACUUUGCCGCCCAUGCUGCUGCCAGUCAUGGCGGUCCUUCUCAUGCUAUUGCUGCUCAUGGCUAUCAUGUACCUGUCAUUCACAAUGGUGUUCCCGUAGAUACUCCCGAAGUUCAACAUGCUAAAGCUGCCCACUUUGCUGCCCUUGCCAAGGCCUCCGCUGCUGCUGUUCACUCUGGUGGUGAUGAUGGUAGCUGGGAUGGUGGUCACAUCAGUGGCGGACAUGGAGGUCCUCCCACCCACUAUGCCACUUCUGCUCAUCAUGUCCAUGGUGGUCCCUAUCACGGACCCCUUCACAUUCCAGUCAUUCACAAUGGUGUGCCAGUAGAACCCGCUGAGGUACAACAUGCCCGUGCUGCUCAUUUAUCUGCCUUGGCCGCUGAAAGCCAUAAGUCCGCUGGUGGUUACUAUGGUGGUGGUAAAUGGUAAAUUUGAAAAUUUCUUAAAUACUUUUCGGAAGAGGUGAUAUACAAAACGGAACUGAUUUAACAACAUGAAGUUAAAAUGAAAUUUUAUACAAAAAAAAAUAAUUUUAGAUGUUUAAGUUGAAAAACAUUGAAGAGUAAUUUCUAUAACUUUCUACUUUAAACUCAACUAUUUUCUUUUCAUUUUUUCCAAUUUCCUAUGAUUUUCCAGAAACUUUACACGCGCUCUUUAAACUUUUCAAUUAUUACUGGAGAUGAUCUGAAAAGAUUUUGCCGGUAAUACUUAACUAUACUUUUUUUACUCUAUAAUCUUUUAAAGAAAAGAAACUCAAUAGUCUCUGUAAUCUCACUAAAACUGUAGUAAAACUUAACACUGCCCUUAACUUUAACUACUUAACUUUAACUAGUGUAUCUUUAUCUCUCUUUAACUGUACUUCUGUUUUAAACCAAUUUUUUCACUUUUCUAUUCUCUUUAUUCCUUUUAAAUGAGUUUCUUUACUUUUGCUAUUUUUAUCUCUUUUAAACCUCAACUUUCUUCUUUAAAUAUCUUUCCAUCAACACUUAUCUUUUUCGAUCUCUUUAGAUCCUUUUUACUCUCUCUAAGUCUUUUAACUUUACUCUAUGACCAAUCUAAGGACCACCCUCCUACACACAUACACACUCAAUCUCACUCACUCUUAUUCUAAUACUAACUAACUUGAUUUAUGUAGCCAACGAUUUUGCCAAUGCCCUGAAUUUGAUUUAAACUCUCUUUUAUAUUAACUCAUUUAUUACUAUUACCCUAAAUGUUAUUUAAAGUCUUAGAGUGGAAAGGGCGCAAAUUCCCUUUCCCCUCAUGACAACAAUUGUUUAAGCUAAAUAAUGAAUUUAUUUCUUUUUUACACUUUUUAUCUCCCUGUGAAUAAUUUUAAAGCAUAUUAAUUAUUUAAAAAUAGAUGUUGUAAAUACUAUUGUAAAAUAUUAAAAAAAAAAACAAAAAAAAAAAAAAAAUAAUAUAAUUAUGAAUAUUGUUAUCGUAAUUGAAACAUAUUGAAAAACUGCAUGCAAAGACAAAUAAACUGAUACAAAAAGUAUUUAAAAAAA
Molecule: messenger RNA, 2479 nt
Organism: Lucilia sericata (common green bottle fly)
Lineage: Eukaryota; Metazoa; Arthropoda; Insecta; Diptera; Calliphoridae
Gene: Cpr92F
Product: histidine-rich protein PFHRP-II
Exons: 2
Coding region: 258-1400 (380 amino acids)
Cellular component (GO): chitin-based extracellular matrix
Molecular function (GO): structural constituent of chitin-based larval cuticle
Source: RefSeq, a predicted model, not a curated record